UGCAAAGUAGUACUAAUUGUAUAAGUAAGAAUUCUAUGGUGGGGAAGCCUAGAAACUAAAAAUCCAAGUGAUCAUGGCGGCGGCAGCUCAAGGACCUUGCCUCAAUCACAUUUCUAGAGAAACAUCUGACAUCAAACGCCUCGCCGCUUUCUACACAGAGGUUUUUGGGUUUGAGCAAAUAGAGUCUCCAAAAUUCGAUUUCGAGGUGAUAUGGUUGAAGCUUGGAUCAUCUAUGUUGUUGCACCUCAUAGAGAGGGACCCCACUGUCAUGCUCCCUGAAGGUCCAUGGAGCGCCGUGGCAUCCGUGGCAGACCCCAAGAACCUUCCAAGAGGACACCAUGUCUGUUUCUAUGUACCCGAAUUCGACUCCUUUGUUCAGAGAGUAAAGGAUAAAGGGAUUCCGGUGCAUGAGCAGAGUCAGCCGGAUGGGAAGACGAAGCAAGUAUUCUUCUUCGAUCCGGAUGGGAAUGGGUUGGAGGUAUCAAGCCAGUACCCGGUGCUAUAGGUUACUAUUUGGCAUAGUAAACGCUACAUAAAAAGGUAAGUGAGAAGAUGAGUUCGCAGACAUAAUGUGUAAUACUAUAUGUAGGCAUGGAUCGGUCCAUCCGUGCCCCCAAAUAUUGAUUUCUUUACUAUAUAUUGUUGUGUUAUUGAAAAUAACGGUAUACUAGCCCAGUGGUAGAACGCAGCUUGGUGGUCUCACUGACCCAUGUUCAAGUCCUAGUUGAAUUUUGUUGUA
Messenger RNA from Salvia hispanica, 739 nucleotides. Its product is annotated as Lactoylglutathione lyase / glyoxalase I family protein. The record is from RefSeq and is a predicted model, not a curated record. Lineage: Eukaryota; Viridiplantae; Streptophyta; Magnoliopsida; Lamiales; Lamiaceae.